This is a messenger RNA of Choloepus didactylus (southern two-toed sloth), 1588 nucleotides long. Its product is annotated as granzyme A-like. Bases 59 to 853 code for a protein of 264 amino acids. Gene Ontology annotation, molecular function: serine-type endopeptidase activity. The record is from RefSeq and is a predicted model, not a curated record. Lineage: Eukaryota; Metazoa; Chordata; Mammalia; Pilosa; Megalonychidae. Gene Ontology annotation, biological process: negative regulation of oxidoreductase activity; positive regulation of apoptotic process; proteolysis. The transcript is spliced from 5 exons.
CCUUUGUGUUUCAUUAUAUGUUAGUAGUUACUAAUACCUGAAACUAAAUGGUCUUCAGAUGUGGGUAACAGAAGCCAUGAAAAUGCUCUUUCCUUUCUGUUUUCCACCUGCCAUGUUUCUCCUUCUAAUUUCUGGAGUUUUUCCAGAAUCCUGUGAAGGAAUUAUAGGAGGAAAUAAAGUGCCACCUCACGCAAGACCCUACAUGGCUCUAAUCAAAGGGCUGAAAAGCUGUGCAGGGGCUUUGAUCAAGGAAAACUGGGUUUUGACGGCUGCACAUUGUGACCUGAAGGGCAAACCUCAAAUUAUUCUUGGGGCACACUCUAUCUCCCACAAAGGCAAAGCUAGCCAAACAUUUUCCAUUAAAAAGGCAAUUCCCUAUCCAUGCUACGAUCCACAGUCAUAUGAAGGAGACCUUCAACUGCUUCAGCUGGAAGGUAGAGCAACUAUUACCAAAGCUGUAGGAAUACUUCCGCUGCCCAAAACAGGAGAAGAUGUCAAACCCCACACCAAGUGUCGUGUGGCAGGAUGGGGAAGUACCAAAAAAGACUCAUGUGGAAUUUCAGAUACCUUGAGAGAAGUCAAUGUCACUGUAAUAGACCGAAAAAUAUGCAAUGAUGCAAAGCACUAUAAUUUCAAGCCAGUUGUUGAGAACAACAUGAUCUGUGCUGGUGGUGAAAAAGGUGAAGAUGAUUCAUGUGAAGGGGAUUCCGGAAGUCCUCUGAUAUGCAGUAACAUUUUCAGAGGUGUCACUUCCUUUGGGAAGUGUGGUGACCCCAAGAAACCUGGUGUCUACAUUCUCCUUACAAAAAAAUAUCUCAACUGGAUAAGGAAAACCAUCAGAGGAGCAAUGUGACAUUCCUUCUUCAAAGUAGAAAGCUGAGGUAGAUACCUGGAGAUGUCAAGCAAAGGGAUUUUAAUUUGGCCUGUCUCAAGAAGCACUCAAGAAUCCUCUUCACUUUGUGUACAAAUUACAGCCUGUCUAAAACAAAAUCUGCCAAUGAAAGAAACUGUUUCCUGCUUUCACACUUAAAUUAGCUAAGACUGCAUCAUCACAUUCACUUUCUAUUCCCUUGAGAAAAACUUCCCCAGUUCAGUUAUUCUUUGCCUUAUUCAGAAUUUUAGGACUAUCACAUUUGUGUUUGAUUUUAAAAGGGAGUCAACCCCAGGAAAAGUUAGAAUAUUCAUUCGUCUUCCAAACAGAGCUCCAAAUAACUGAGGAUAUUUGGAGCCCAAUAUUCCACUCAAUGUGGGAGUUGGGGGAGAGAUGAAUGGGAACUUCACUUCUUACUAUAUACUUCCAUAUACUUUACAUCUUUACUAAAUUUUUAAUUAUAAAGAGUGAAAAAUAUUCAGUGCAUGCUUUAUAUAUUUGGAAAAUUUGAAAGCUAGCAAUAGUUCAGAGCAAUUGCAUCAUUUAUUAAUUACAAAUAGACUAAAGUUUUAUAUGCUAAGAGAUUUCAGUUCAGCCAGCAUCCUGCUGUGUGUUUUCCCUUAGCUAGUUAGCUUAUACAUGCAAGCACUAAGCUUAAUUCUGUUAUUACCAUUAAAUUGCAAUACAUAAUAAAGAAAAAUGACUUCUUAAACCAUC